This is a messenger RNA of Trichomycterus rosablanca, 4194 nucleotides long. It is a transcript of the gene grin3bb, whose product is annotated as glutamate receptor, ionotropic, N-methyl-D-aspartate 3Bb. NCBI's taxonomy places the organism in Eukaryota, Metazoa, Chordata, Actinopteri, Siluriformes, Trichomycteridae. The coding region runs from base 280 to 3684 and encodes 1134 amino acids. The transcript is spliced from 9 exons. Gene Ontology annotation, cellular component: plasma membrane. The record is from RefSeq and is a predicted model, not a curated record. Gene Ontology annotation, molecular function: NMDA glutamate receptor activity. Gene Ontology annotation, biological process: monoatomic ion transport; ionotropic glutamate receptor signaling pathway.
UGGAGAUUCUUCAGAGUCUGGAGAGGCUCCUUUGCCUUUUCCAGUGCGCUCCCUCCUCCUCCUCCCUCCUGUUUGCCUGAGCAGAAGCGUCCCGCACAUUCGUGCCGCAAGUCCAUCCAGCACCGCUCCUACCCUUUCUCACAGAACAGAGGAAAUUAAAGGGUCAUUUAAAAAAAAAAAAAGAAAGAAAGAAAGAAAAGGGGGGAAACAGGAAAAGCAACACGGGGCAAGCAAUGCAAUCUUCUGAUCAUGCCUCAUUGCGCGUGAGAGCGAAGCAGGAUGAAUUUGAUCUCCCCCGGACUCUUGGCGUACUUCUCCUGUCUGGGAUUGUACCUGUUGGUGUUGCAGAGUCUGAUAGAACCGGGCCACUCGCACCCGCAGCCGUGCCGGAUCCUGGCACGGGUCGGGCACACGGUGCGCCUCGGGGUGCUCCUGCCCUCCCGGCGGCCCGUGCGGGUGCGAGCCGCCCUGGACCGCGCGCUCAGUGCCAUGGCGGACAGCGGCACCCGCUUUCUGCCCUACAACCUGAGUCUGGACGUGGUAGCGCGGAAGCCGGACGAUGGAGACCCCGAGUCGAUCUUUCGGUGCGUGUGUCAGUCCAUAGUGGUGCAGGGGGUCUCCGCGGUGCUCGCCUUCCCCCAGAGCCAGGACGAACUCGUGCAGGUGGAAUUUAUCUCGUCGUUUUUGGAAAUCCCAUUCGUGAGCAUCAUCGAGCACGGAGAGCCACUGAAAACUGAGAACCGCUUUCAUCUGCAAAUGAUGACCCGGAUUCCAGCAUCAGGCCUGGCUGAGGUGCUGUCUGCUGUGCUGCAGAGGAAUGGCUGGCAUGAGGGAAUGGCCGUACUGUGCCAGGGCUGGGAAGAAGCUGGUCUUCUAGAGCUCCUGAAACUGCAUAGCCACACAGACAGCGGUGGUUCUCGCUGGCACCUCCGUGCUGCCCUCAACCUCUCGGACAGCUCACUUGACCAGAACGGCAUUUCGGAGUUUCUGAAGCAGCACUUUAGCCAGGACGAACCUCCUCCAGCCUCAGUGCUGCUUCUCGGGGCAGAUCCACAGUGCGUUUCCACCGUCCUCCGCAGUGCCCAUGACCUGGGCCUAACUUUGCCUACCAUGCACUGGAUUAUGGGAUACCCGUUAGGUCUGGAUGCAUUGCACUCAAUAGGUUUGCCACUUGGGCUGCUAGCCUAUGGUGAGGUUGACCAGAAGCCUCUGGAUUUCUACAUACAUGACACUCUGCAGCUGGUCAGCCAAGCAAUUUCUGCUGCCACAAUGGUACGGCCAGAUCUGGCACUUAUCCAGAACAUGGUGAAUUGUUUUGAUAAACCCAACAAGCAUGAGCUACCUUCUUCUGGACAGUACAUUUCCAGGUUCCUGUCAAAAACAUCCUUUGUAGGACUGACUGGUGCAAUCAGUGUUCAGCGCAAUAUAUCACGUGUACUUACCUCUCAACGCGCGCACAUUUGGAGGCUGAGACGAGAUGCCGUCGGCCAGCCCACCUGGGUGACAGUGGGCAGCUGGGAGGGCACCCGGCUCGAUGUUGAAGAGCGGGCUCUGUGGCAGGGCACUUUCCUGAGACAACGUGCAGAGGCACAAAAAAGACACGAGGGCAGCCGCUGGAGGUCGGGCUUUCCCGUGUCCGGGAGCCGUCUGCGUGUAGUCACCCUGGUGGAGCACCCGUUUGUGUUCACGAGAGAAGUGGACGAGGAUGGAAACUGCCCAGCCGGGCAGUACUGCCUGGACGCGGGCACCAACGGUUCAGAGAUUCUGGAUCGUUUUUUUGCCAUCCGGGCACAAGGAAACAACACUUUAAUUCCUGCAGAUUACAACAAGUGCUGCUAUGGAUACUGCAUCGAUCUGCUAGAAAAGCUGGCUGAGGAUUUAAAUUUUGAAUUCGACCUGUACAUCGUGGGAGAUGGAAAGUAUGGCGCGUGGAAAGGGGGGCGAUGGACGGGGCUGGUUGGGGACCUGCUACAUGGCGUGGCCGAUAUGGCCGUCACCAGCUUCAGCAUCAACUCGGCACGCAGCAAAGUUAUGGAUUUCACCAGUCCGUUCUUCUCCACCAGCUUAGGGAUUCUGGUGCGCAGCAAGGACACAGCAGCGCCCAUCGGAGCCUUCAUGUGGCCACUUCACUGGUCCAUGUGGGUGGGCAUCUUCGUGGCGCUGCACAUUACGGCGCUCUUCCUCACUUUCUACGAGUGGAAAAGCCCCUUUGGCAUGACUCCACAUGGGCGCAAUCGAAUUAAGGUCUUCUCCUACUCCUCAGCCCUUAACCUGUGCUACGCUAUUCUGUUUGGACGCACAGUCUCAAGUAAGACGCCCAAGUGCUGGACUGGACGAUUCCUCAUGAACCUCUGGGCCAUCUUUUGCUUGUUGGUUUUGUCCAGUUACACGGCAAAUCUUGCUGCAGUCAUGGUUGGGGAAAAGACCUUUGAAGAGCUUUCAGGCAUUCACGAUGCCAAACUCCAUCACCCAUCCCAUGGAUUUCGUUUUGGCACUGUACGGGAGAGCAGUGCUGAGGAUUACAUGAAGAAAAGUUUUCCUGAAAUGCAUGAGUACAUGAGGAGAUUUAAUGAGCCGACCACGCCCGAUGGUGUUGCAACUCUCAAGACAGAUCCCCCUAAGCUUGAUGCUUUCAUUAUGGACAAAGCACUUCUGGACUAUGAAGUGUCCAUUGAUGCAGACUGUAAACUGCUGACUGUCGGAAAGCCGUUCGCUAUUGAAGGGUAUGGAAUCGGGCUGCCCCAGAACUCGCCUCUCACCUCCAACAUUUCAGAAUUCAUCAGUCGCUACAAGUCAGAUGGCUACAUGGACAUGCUGCACGACAAGUGGUACAAGGUGGUGCCAUGUGGGAAAAGAGUCUUCGCCAUGACAGAGACAUUGCAGAUGGGCAUCCGCCAUUUCUCAGGACUGUUUGUGCUGCUGUGUUUGGGUGUAGCUGGGGCGUUACUUACUCUUGCCGGUGAACAUGCCUUCUAUCACUUUGUGCUGCCUCAUAUCCGCCGCCGGCAGAAAUUCAAAUACUGGCUCCACACCAGCCAGAAAAUCCACAGAGCACUGAACAUGACUUACGAGGAUGUGAAGCGACAGAAGGCUAAUACUGAAAAAAGCUGUAAUAUUCAGAAGUCCCAGCCUGCACAGCCUCCUCCUCCUCCUCCACCGGGAUCCUUCGCCAAGUGGAACAAUGAGAACAACCAAGCAGUCAAAGAGAUUAAGGACAACAAGAGGGUUCACUUUAACCUGGAGACCCUGAAUACCCGCCGCCUCCUUGCUCGCGUUGUAGCAGAGGCGGGUCAGGGCACUUCCGGAUCUGGAGCAGGAUCUAAUUCUGGAUCAGGCUCUGGGUCAGGUUUUGGGUCUGAAUCUGCAUCGGGUUUAAGUCUGCUAUCACGGGUGUGUGCAAACGGAGGGCCGGUGCCUCUCCGGCCCACGACGCCUCUUCCUUCCUCCUCUCCUCCAGUCGGUUUAACGAACCCUCCCAGGGAAGGAGAACUCGAGGAGCUGCAGGAGAAAAUCGAGGAGAUCCGAGGGCAACUAAGGGAUGCGCUGGCCCGUCGUGCUCAGCUUCAGACUGCACUCACCAAAGAACACGCAGCCGCUGUGACAACGUUGACCACAGAGGGCCCACCCACAGUCACCGCCACCAUUUGUCGCUCUCUAGUCAAAGACCUGGAGGGGAAAAGGUGAUGCUGUCACUUUUUUAAUGGAUGUAAAGUUUACACAGGAGGGAUGAUGCAACAAAGCUUCCAGUUUUGUAUGUUUUCAAUCUGAGAUUUCAUGUCUACGUUGUUCAUGUCUGAGAGCUUCUGCUCAUUUCAUACUGAGGCACCAUCAAGCCUUGGCGCCGAUCUGCCAACAUAAAGCACCCUAUAAAGAAAUAUAGUCAUGCAGGGCAUUUGGAUAUGAGGCAGGGUAUCUCAGCAUGGCUUUGUUUUAUCUCCUCCAGCGUGGAGUUUGCAGUGGAUUAUAUUUCUACAGUUCAAGAAGACCAUACACCCUUAUUUGCAAAUUUGUUUUAAUGUUUUACAGGAGAACUGGUUUGGGAUUUCAAAUUUUGACCAAUAUUAAGAAUCUGUGGCCAGAGUUGAGUGGUUUUAAAUGUAUUGUUUAGUUAUGCAGUGUUGAAAUGAAAUGAUAACACUAAAAAGCCUGGAUGUUUUUUUUCUGUUUUUUAAAUAAAGUUGAAUCUAACAACUG